Messenger RNA from Penicillium angulare, 1059 nucleotides. RefSeq lists its product as uncharacterized. Bases 1 to 1059 code for a protein of 352 amino acids. NCBI's taxonomy places the organism in Eukaryota, Fungi, Ascomycota, Eurotiomycetes, Eurotiales, Aspergillaceae. The record is from RefSeq and is a predicted model, not a curated record. The transcript has a single exon.
AUGCAUUUCAAACACAUUCUUUUAGCCUCGAGCUUAGCUUUCUGGAGCAGCCCUGUGGUUGCCCAGUCAGGCCUCAGUGACCUGGGUAGUGGCCUUGGUCCCAUCGAAGGGGGAAGUCUACUUGGAAAGCGUCUAGAAAAAGAAGCCAGACGAGCUAGUGUCAAGGCUUCGACUACCCCCGAUGAUCAGGGGAACAAUGGCAAAGGACCAACAGUGAUGGAAUCUCCUGGCCUCAAUGAAAGAGAUUUCAAUGCCGGAAGCCUUGUAGAGGAACUGCUCGGAGAGUCAUCUAGUUCUUCCACGACUCAGCCUACCGGCACGCCUAGCCCUCGUAUCACCAAGAAGGGUCUCGGCAUGCUUGAUGACUUACUGGGUGAAGUCUUACCUGAGCUGGCGCCCAGCUCUUCAGGUGCUGCCUCGGCCACUCCUACGCCUUCUGCUACCCCUACUUCCUUUGAUCCUUUUAUCAAAAGAGUGGAAACGUCAGACGCAAUUCCGGUCAAAGCUCCAGAUGCUGAGCCAACUAAAGCCCCCUCUCCUAAUUUGGUCAAAAAGCAACUGGGCAUCCUCAGUGAGCUCGAGAGUGAACUUGAGGGUCUCGCCGGCGGUUCUUCUUCAGCGGCUGGCUCUUCUACCCCAGCACCAUCGGCAACUCCAUCACCAACUCCAUCUAAAAACCCACCACCAUUCUAUUCUUCUAUUAAGAGGCAAUCUGCAGUACCCUCCUCUUCUUCUGAUCCCAUGGGAGUCGUGAAAGAGCUUAUGAAUGCAAGGGAUGAGAUUCCUGGAUAUGAAUCCUCUACUUCUGGCUCGGGGUUUGACUUGAGCAAUGGUGAUGGUCAAAACGCAGAAUUUUCAUCAGACUCGCAUAAGGAAUCUGUUGAUCCUUUCUUCCAACCUGAUCCCUUUGAGAAGAGACAAUAUCCGGACGAGCUUCCAGGGUAUGAAUCUUCUGCUUCUCAUUCCGAGUCUGCAUUUGACAAUGGCGACGGUCAAGACGCGAAACUCUCAUCGGGCUCAGAUCAUGAGGCUGCACAUUUGCCAGGACCUGAAUUUUAG